GUGCCAAAAUCCUUAUUCCCAAACCCCAACUACCUCCCCGGCGCCUCUCUUCGUCGUCCCCUGCCUUAUAUACGAGUCGAGGCGGACGAGGCACGGAUGGGAAUCGCCUCCUCUUCGUCCUCAAGCCCGGAAUCCAGAGCUAUGGCGCUCACCAAGGCCAAGGAGAUCGUCGCCUCCGCGCCCGUCGUCGUCUUCAGCAAGUCUUACUGCCCUUUCUGCGUCCGUGUGAAGCAGCUGUUCGAGAAACUGGGGGCAACCUUCAAGGCCAUUGAGCUGGAUGUGGAAAGUGAUGGAUCUGAGCUCCAGGAUGCUCUCAAGGAAUGGACUGGACAGAGGACUGUCCCAAAUGUCUUCAUCAGUGGGAAGCAUAUCGGUGGCUGCGACGAUACCAUGGCACUGAACAAUGAUGGGAAGCUGGUGCCGCUGCUGACUGAGGCUGGAGCGAUCGCCGGUUCUACCUCAAAAAAAACCACCACCACCACUGCUUAGCUCGACGUGAGAGUUUUCCUGUGCUAUAAAUAAGGGGUGCUGGACUUGUAUGCUAUCAAAGUGUCAAGUACUAUGCUGACUGUUAGUCCCCGUGUUGAACCACCCAGACAUCAGUCAAGUUGCAUGCCUGCUCUAGUAGUAAUGAAUUUCAUAUUAUGAAGUCCGCUGUCGUUGUGAUGUUCA
This is a messenger RNA of Setaria italica (foxtail millet), 672 nucleotides long. RefSeq names its product glutaredoxin-C6. Gene Ontology annotation, biological process: cellular response to oxidative stress. Lineage: Eukaryota; Viridiplantae; Streptophyta; Magnoliopsida; Poales; Poaceae. Gene Ontology annotation, cellular component: cytoplasm. The record is from RefSeq and is a predicted model, not a curated record. Gene Ontology annotation, molecular function: glutathione disulfide oxidoreductase activity. The transcript is spliced from 4 exons. Bases 97 to 489 code for a protein of 130 amino acids.